CAGAGAUUCAACAAAUACACAUAUAUAUAGUUUUUUUCACCAACUCUCUCGCUCUCGGAUUCAAGAUGCCAAUCCCAGAGAAAUCUUCUGGUAAUAAUAAUAAUAAUAAUAAUGAUAAUAAGAGGUUAGUUGUUAAGAAGCUUUUCGCAAGACAGCAAGACGAAGGAUUUGGUGCUGUUGUAAGAAGAAGCAUCGGAAGGUUUGAGUUUAGGUACUUCGACCCAUUUCUUGUUUUGGAUGAAUUCUCAGUUUCAGCUCCUUCAGGAUUCCCAGAUCAUCCACACAGAGGUUUUGAGACAGUCACUUACAUGUUAGAGGGAGAGAUUUUGCAUGAAGACUGUGAAGGACACAAAGGAGUAAUAAGAGAAGGAGGGUUAUAAUGGAUGACUGCAGGAAAAGGCCUUGUUCAUUCUGAAAUGCCUUCUUCUAAUCCCAAUGGCAUAAUUACUCACAACAAGCGUUUGCAACUUUGGAUCAAUCUCUCCUCAAAACAUAAACUAGUGGAGCCGAGUUAUCAAGAGAUAGAGAGUCAAGAUAUAGCAGAAACAGAGAAAGAUGGUGUGAGAGUUAGAGUCAUAGCAGGAGAAUGGAAUGGAGUUAAGUCAAAAAUUUGCACAAGAACACCAACAAUGUAUCUAGACUUCACUCUCUCGCCGGGUUCUCGAAUCUCUCAGCCCAUUCCACUUCAUUGGAACGCGUUUGUCUAUAUUCUUCAAGGCCAGGGCCAUUUUGGGGAUGCCAAGUUACAACACUCAGCCGCUGCUGCCCACCACUUGCUGGUUCUAGGCCUAGGUGGUGACCGUUUAGAAGCUUGGAAUGGUUCUGAUACCGGUUUGCCACUUCGGUUUAUCCUUGUGGCUGGUGAGCCUAUUGGUGAACCAAUGGUUCAGUUUGGUCCUUUUGUUAUGAACACACAAGAAGAGAUUGAUCGGACCAUUGAUGAUUUUGAGAAUUUUACAAAUGGGUUUGAAAACGCUAGACAUUGGAAGUCUCAAGCUGCUUCUUCCUUGGGAUUGUUUUGAAAUCUUUUUGCCUCUAUUUAUAUUUCAUAUCCAAUUUUUUUAAUUAGUUGUAUGAUCUUUACUACAUCUACUAGGACUCAGGUCCCAGCAAUGUGGCAGAGAAAGAAUUUCAAAAAAAAAAAAAA
Molecule: messenger RNA, 1147 nt
Organism: Camelina sativa (false flax)
Lineage: Eukaryota; Viridiplantae; Streptophyta; Magnoliopsida; Brassicales; Brassicaceae
Product: pirin-like protein At1g50590
Source: RefSeq, a predicted model, not a curated record